This is a messenger RNA of Olea europaea var. sylvestris, 1080 nucleotides long. Its product is annotated as thioredoxin-like protein HCF164, chloroplastic. Gene Ontology annotation, cellular component: chloroplast thylakoid membrane. The transcript is spliced from 4 exons. NCBI's taxonomy places the organism in Eukaryota, Viridiplantae, Streptophyta, Magnoliopsida, Lamiales, Oleaceae. Bases 83 to 889 code for a protein of 268 amino acids. Gene Ontology annotation, biological process: cytochrome b6f complex assembly. The record is from RefSeq and is a predicted model, not a curated record.
GAUAGAAUAAUACGUAUCCGCUAGCGUGGAGUAUACGUUGAGUUGUUUGCUCCACAAAGAAAACCGUCCCUCUUUCGCCGCCAUGGCUCGAGUGGCUACAACUUCCAGCGCCGUCAGCUUCCCCAGACUCCGCCCCUAUUAUCUCCAUUUCCACCAUCAAUCUCCUUUUUUCGUGAAUUUCUCUCUCCAAUCGCGGAAUAAGACUCGCAGACUUCACAGAAUUUUCUGCCAAAGCAACCCCAAUUCAGUUGACUCCAGUACAACAGAGGAAAAGGUGUUAUUAGAACCUGAAUCUGAAAAUGACGGUAACAUAGCUAACUCCAGUAAAGAAACAGCUGCUUCAUCAGUAGGUGCUGGAUUUCCAGAGUAUCCGGACAAGAAAUUGAAUAGGCAGAUUGCUGUGGUUUCUGUAAUUGCAGCUGUCGGACUUUUCUUGUCAGCUCGUUUGGACUUUGGUGUAUCUUUGAAGGACCUCUCUGCUGCAGCAUUACCGUAUGAAGAGGCUCUUUCUAAUGGGAAGCCUACUGUUGUGGAGUUCUAUGCUGAUUGGUGUGAAGUAUGUCGAGAAUUAGCUCCUGAUGUCUACAAGGUGGAACAGAAGUACAAGGAUCGAGUUAAUUUUGUUAUGCUGAACGUUGAUAACACAAAGUGGGAACAAGAGCUUGACGAGUUUGGUGUUGAGGGUAUCCCCCAUUUUGCAUUCCUGGACAAGGAUGGGAAUGAAGAGGGAAAUGUUGUGGGUCGACUCCCUCGGCAAUACUUUCUUGAUAAUGUUGAGGCCCUUGCUCGAGGAGAAACAACUGUACCUCAUGCUCGUGUUGUGGGGCAAUAUUCAAGUGCCGAAACACGGAAAGUGCAUCAAGUUGUUGAUCCAAGAAGUCAUGGAUAGUGUAUCUCGUGUUGUGAAAAUGUGUAUAUACUAUGAAACCUCCAUUACACUCCAUGAUUCUUAUACUGCUGGAAUGUCCUGUCUUGACAAGAUUUUGAUUUGGAAUUCAUUGGGCAUUCAAUAAAUAAUUUGUCUCUAAUACUGCAGUACUUAUCAAGCCAAAUAAUAAUGAUUGUUGCAUAAACAAGCAA